AGCUUAUCAGGGAUUGUCGAAGUACCUUCUCGUGUAGCCAUGGCGAUGCUUUGGGUGGACAAGCACCGGCCGCACACGCUCACCGAGUUGGACUACCACAAAGAUCUCUCCGAGCGCCUCCACCGCAUCGCGCGCAGCGGGGAGAUGCCGCACAUCCUCAUGUGCGGCCCGAGCGGCGCUGGCAAGUCCACACGUGUGCGAGCUUUGCUCAGGGACAUCUUUGGUGCCAGCGUAGACACGGUGAAGGUUGAGACGAAGUCGGUUGCGCCAAAUCCCAACACACCCUCGAACACGGUCGACAUCCAGGUUGUGACCUCCAACCACCACCUGCAGGUCACUCCGGCUGACCUGGGCCGAAAGGACCGGGCGGUCGUGAUGCAGCUCAUCAAGGAGGUGGCUUCCCAUCCUCCGCUGGGAGGUCAUGGAUUCAAGGUAGUGGUCAUUGAGGAGGCUGGCGCUCUCUCCAACGAAGCUCAGGCGGCCCUGAGAAGGACCAUGGAGCGCUACAUGAAGACCUGCCGGAUCGUGCUGCUGGCGGACAGCGCGUCGAAGAUCAUCCCUCCCCUGAGGACCAGAUGUUUGCCGAUCCGAGUAGGUGCUCCGACUUUCGAGGAGGUGAUUUCUGUGCUGGCAAAGGUGGCCACGGCGGAAGGAGUGAAGCUUGCGCCGGAGUUGGCUUCCAAGAUCGCGGAGAAGUCUGGCAGAGACAUGCGACGAGCGAUGCUGUUGCUAGAGAUGGUCCAAAUGCAGGCGUGGAUGUCCGCAGGACGUUCAGUUACCCGAGGAAGCCUGGCAGACAGCCAUCGCCAAGGUGGCAAAGAAGAUCUUGCAAGAGCAGAGCCCACGGAUGGCAAUGGAGGUGCGAGGGAAUAUCUACGAGCUCCUCCUAGCGUGCCUGCCGGCGGACUUCAUCCUCAAGGAGCUUCUGCGGGUCCUCCUCUCCGAGCUGCGGAAUGACUUGGUGAAGCAGAAGGCAGUGGCUGCAGCCGCCCACUUUGAGUCCACCAUGAAGCGCGGCAGCAAGGAUAUCUUUCACAUCGAGGCCUUUGUGCUCCGCUUUAUGGCGGACUACCGGGCAUCCAUGGAAGUCAGGUGAGCCACUCGCUGAGCGCAGAUCGGUCUCCGCAGCCUGCGUCUCUCAGCGCGCCAAAGAUCUUCGCGCC
Molecule: messenger RNA, 1163 nt
Organism: Effrenium voratum
Lineage: Eukaryota; Dinophyceae; Suessiales; Symbiodiniaceae
Source: the annotation of a GenBank genome assembly